Messenger RNA from Olea europaea var. sylvestris, 1100 nucleotides. RefSeq names its product 50S ribosomal protein L7/L12-like. Bases 156 to 803 code for a protein of 215 amino acids. Gene Ontology annotation, molecular function: structural constituent of ribosome. Lineage: Eukaryota; Viridiplantae; Streptophyta; Magnoliopsida; Lamiales; Oleaceae. Gene Ontology annotation, cellular component: ribosome. Gene Ontology annotation, biological process: translation. The transcript has 2 exons. The record is from RefSeq and is a predicted model, not a curated record.
GCACGACCUAUACUCUUGAAACACAUUAGGGUUCUUGGUCCAGUCUCACUCUUUUCACACUCUGAUGUAAGCACGUUCUCUAUUUCAAGGGUGUUAUUUUUCUGAAUGGUGGUUUCAUAGUUGAUUUGGUAAACCACUAUUCUAGGAAGUUGAAAAUGAAUUUGGUUGGACAACUAAGGCGUCAUUUACCAUAUGGAUACUUUAGAAAACCUGUUAGAGCUCCUGUGACUGUACCUUGUUUGAUUAACUUACUUGGUGCGACUAGAAACUUUGCUCAACCUGCUUCCAAACAGGAAGAAGAGGAGGAAGAAGUAGAGAUAGACCAAAGAAGACUUCCAGCUGAUUAUAAUCCCGAAACUUUUGAUCCCACAGAGCAUCGCAGUCCCCCGACCGAGAGGGUAUGGAGACUUGUUGAUGAAAUAUCUGGACUCACACUGGUUGAAGCUGCAGAGCUCUCUUCUAUUAUGAUGAAGAAACUGGGCAUGAAAGAGCUGCCAAUUGUUGGAGUCAUGAAGCCAGGUGCUGCAGGAGUGGCUUCAGUUGCGAUGAAGGCAUCAACGGCAGCCAAAGAAGAAAAGAAACCUGAAAAGACAGCUUUUGAGCUGAAGAUGGAGUCUUUUGACUCAGCUUCAAAACUCAAGGUAAUUAAGGAGAUUCGAAGUUUUACUGACUUGGGACUAAAGGAAGCGAAGGACUUAGUGGAGAAGGCGCCUGCUGUGCUUAAAAAGGGGGUGCCAAAAGAAGAAGCGGAAAAAAUUAUUGAGAAGAUGAAAGCAGUUGGGGCUGUUGUUGUUAUGGAAUGAUGUCGAAAUGAACAUUGUGCUCGUUUCAUCAUUGAAGUCUUCUAAAUUUAGUGAAAAUUUUUAUUAAGGAAAGGCAGCCUUUUUGUAAUUUUAGUUUCAUAUCUAGAUCUAGAAAUAGAGAAUAGAAAUCUCAUAUAACAGGUGAUGGAUCCUCCAAAAUUUAGUUUAGGUACUUGAACUUGCUUCUUUGUUUUGUCUGUCUCAUUGAUUCUGUGCUUGAAAGCUAAAAUAGAAUGAGCAAAUUUCUUAGUGUUCUUGGCUACAUUUUUCCUUGAAUAGAGUAACCUUAUUAAUAAA